AUGGAAAGCAGCAAUGUUAAUAUUGUUGGCACUAGUACUUCACAAAAGAUAGACAGGAAAACACAGGAAAAAAACAGAAGAGUUCAUAUGAAGCAUCUUUCUUCUAAGCUAUUUUCUCUUAUUCCUUCCAAUUAUUCUAAGGAGGUGCGGACAAAACAAGACCAUGUUGAUCAAGCCAUUAGUUACAUUGGGGAACUGAAAGAAAGAGUAGAAGUAUUAAAGAAAAGGAAGGAGGAGGUAGCACAAGGCACAAAUGAUCAUUCAAGGAAAUCCAUGUCUACAACUAGUUGUACUAUAAAAACACCUAAUAUGGUUGAAUUUAGAGAGUUGGAUUCAACUCUAGAGGUCAUCAUUUUAACAAGUGGUUUGCAAAAGAAUUUCACAUUGCAAGAGGUUAUUAAAAUCAUAGAGGAAGAAGGAGCUCAAGUUGUUACCGCUAAUUAUUCAACACUUGAAGAUGCAAUUUAUUAUACUAUCCACGCUCAGGUGAAAAUUACGAGAUUAGGGGUUGAUGCGUCAAGUAUCCAUUUGAGAUUACAAAAUCUGCUUUUCUAA
This is a messenger RNA of Solanum stenotomum, 555 nucleotides long. Its product is annotated as transcription factor bHLH168-like. Lineage: Eukaryota; Viridiplantae; Streptophyta; Magnoliopsida; Solanales; Solanaceae. The transcript has 3 exons. Gene Ontology annotation, cellular component: RNA polymerase II transcription regulator complex. Bases 1 to 555 code for a protein of 184 amino acids. Gene Ontology annotation, biological process: regulation of transcription by RNA polymerase II. The record is from RefSeq and is a predicted model, not a curated record. Gene Ontology annotation, molecular function: RNA polymerase II transcription regulatory region sequence-specific DNA binding; protein dimerization activity; DNA-binding transcription factor activity, RNA polymerase II-specific.